AUGUCGGGCACGAAUGCCCCACUCGAGUCAGAGGUUCCCGCGCGAGUUGCGCAAUAUAACAUGCUGUUAUGCGUCCAACGCUGGCGGAAAAUCUCUCUCGCUACCCCGCAACUCUGGACAGGAAUUAACUUGCAAGACUUGACACAAGAUGGGCUAUUUACAGUUAGCAGGACGGCGCUUCUGAACUUGCUGGAUUUGUGGAUUAAUAGGUCGAAAUCGUGUCCAAUCUCGAUCAAGUUCUCGUAUACUGAUCUAUCGGAGAACGACCGUGGACGCAUGGUACUGUUCUUGCCAGAGCACAAUGGCGACAGUACAUACUUGAAGGACGUGAAUGCGCUCAUCGACAAAUUGUUAUCUUGUCAACAACGCUGGCGUGCACUGUCCAUGAUUGUUCUGGACCUUUCUUCAGUUGAGAGACUGCUACAAGCCAUCUCGAACUGUCCUGCUUCACCUUUGCUCGAGCAUCUCAGUAUCUCAACGCAGUACCUUGGUAUAUUCGGCGAGAUUCGGACGUACAACCUUGCGCUCUCAUCUCAACUUCGUACGAUACGCAUCCUAAGUCCAUUAAUCGUACCUGAAUCAAAUGGUAUUCGUCUUGACCUGCUCACAGAGCUCGAACUGAAGUUCUGCUCGUCGAUGGUCGGUUGUUUGCAAUGGCUUGACAAAGCGCCGAACCUCGAGACGCUCAAGAUACGCUUCUUCACUGCAGAUGUCGAACAGCUCGAGAAUGAAACUCGAAUCCGCCGAUUGGAGAAGCUAACCAACUUGCAAGUCUCCUCGUUCUCGUCAGAUUCUGAUCCAGCAGCAUUCAUCAACCUCCUAGAAUUCCCCUCCCUUACAGAGCUGUUUGUGGACAUGAACGACCUGAUAGAUGCAGAGAAUUGGACCUGCGUGCUUGACUUACUGAAGCGAUCUCAUCCACCUGCUUUCCAUGCGAUGACACUCCUUGGGACACCCAUGACCACUGAACAGAUCUUAGAAUGCCUUCGUAUGACACCCAAGUUGACUUGCUUCAGAUUAGGGACGAUCACAGAUGAGAUUUUACAGGCUCUCAGCACCUCUACACCAAAACAGCCCAAAUCAAAAUCAGAAGCACCACUGCUUCCGUUGCUUGAAGCGUUGGAAGUUGAGGAUGUGGAAAACUGCUCCUUUGCUUCACUUGUCAACUUUGUUUCCUCUCGAUGCAAGGACAAACGUCUACCUACAGAAGAGUCUGGGUCUGUGAUAGACAACUCGAAGAACGAGGACACUUCAAAACAGAUGCCUCAACCUCUACCUCAAUCCAAUGACAACAGCAACGGCCCAUACAAAACACUAGAGAUCAUGGUCAUCCCCUUCGACUCAGAUUACGCAUUCAUAAGCCAUCCAGACGUCAUCGAGUGCGUAGAAAAAGGUUUGGAUGUCGUACACAGAUCUCCAGCUUUCGAGGUCCUGCCACCCAGCAGAGUAGCCAUGCAUCUUCGGAACAUAGGUGUGAAUGGUCCUGACCAGGAGGGUGUCGCUACUACCGAUUGA
Messenger RNA from Fomitiporia mediterranea MF3/22, 1515 nucleotides. RefSeq lists its product as uncharacterized. The transcript has 2 exons. The record is from RefSeq and is a predicted model, not a curated record. Lineage: Eukaryota; Fungi; Basidiomycota; Agaricomycetes; Hymenochaetales; Hymenochaetaceae. Bases 1 to 1515 code for a protein of 504 amino acids.